Pleurotus ostreatus (oyster mushroom) is the source of this 333-nucleotide messenger RNA. RefSeq lists its product as uncharacterized. The record is from RefSeq and is a predicted model, not a curated record. Gene Ontology annotation, molecular function: structural constituent of ribosome. Gene Ontology annotation, cellular component: mitochondrial large ribosomal subunit; ribosome. Gene Ontology annotation, biological process: translation. The transcript has 2 exons. NCBI's taxonomy places the organism in Eukaryota, Fungi, Basidiomycota, Agaricomycetes, Agaricales, Pleurotaceae. Bases 1 to 333 code for a protein of 110 amino acids.
AUGCUGUCUCAGUUCAUGACCAAGGGCAGCCGUGCCCUCUCCACAUCCCCCGUACUGGCUUCUACGGCCACCGGUUACCCGUACAGCGUUCCACGCAAUUCGAGGGGUUCUUUACCCGUCUACACAGACAUUCGGAACGCAGGUACACGCCACCAGACACUCAUUCGGAACAUCGAUGGAGAUCCAAAUGCCCUAGCAAAAGACCUCACAAAGGCACUCUUUUCCGACUUGGCCCAUGUUCGUGUUCAAGUCACACAUCACAGACACAUCGUCCUCACUGGCGGCCGCUUCAAACACAAAAUCGUCGAUUGGUUGAAGGCAAAAGGUUUCUAG